UCCUUUUACUUUUAGUUCACUUCUUUAACUGAGACGGACAUGAUAUAAUCCUCACUGAGCUGAAGGAUGGCAUCCGGUCCUGGGCUUCCCACCGAAGAUGAACCGGUUUCCUUGGGCAUCGAUGAUCUCCAUAUUUCACUGCAAGCGGAGCAGGAAGACACCCAGAAGAGAACCUUCACCUGCUGGAUAAACACACAGUUGGCAAAGCACACUCCUCCCUCAGUGAUAUCAGACCUAUUCACGGACAUUAAAAAGGGGCACGUCCUCCUGGACCUGCUAGAAGUGCUCUCAGGACAACAGUUGCCUCGAGAUAAAGGAUCUAAUACAUUCCAGUGUAGACUCAAUAUAGAACAUGCCCUGACAUUCCUAAAAAGCCGAUCGAUCAAGCUAAUAAAUAUUCAUGUUACUGACAUUAUAGAGGGAAACCCAUCCAUUAUUCUUGGCCUGAUUUGGAUAAUUAUACUGCACUUUCACAUUGAGGAACUUGCCCAGACUCUUUCUUGCAAUUACAAUCAACCUUCCCUGGACGAUGUGAGUGUGGUUGAGUCAUCUCCUACCUCAAGUCCUCCCACUAAGAAAUGCUCCCAAGCCCAAGAAAGGUGGCAGAUGUCUGCGAAAAAGGCUCUUCUCUUGUGGGCUCAGGAGCAGUGUGCCACGCACGAGUCUGUGAGUGUGACAGAUUUUAAGUCAAGCUGGAGAAAUGGGAUGGCUUUUUUGGCUGUCAUUCAUGCCUUGCGACCAGACCUAAUUGACAUGAAGAGCGUGAAGCAUAGAUCCAACAAAGACAAUCUGAGAGAGGCCUUCAGAAUUGCAGAGCGAGAAUUAAAAAUCCCCAAAUUGCUGGAACCAGAAGAUGUGGAUGUUGUCAGUCCUGAUGAAAAGUCAAUCAUGACUUACGUGGCACAGUUUCUACAGUAUUCAAAGGAUGCGCCUGGGACUGGAGAUAAAGCUCAGGGGAAGAUGAAAGAUGCUAUGGUCUGGUUAACUCUACAAGAGAAAAAACUACAGAAGAUGCUAAAGGACUCAGAAAAUGAGACCUACUAUAAAAAGUAUGAAAGCCUGCUGUCCUUUUUGGAGUCAUUCAAUGAAGGAAAAAAACCCUUUUUGGACAUCCUGUCGAUGAAAGAGAAUCUGAAUCGGCUGAAUGAAGAUCAGUUACAGUUGAGAAAAGCCUGGGAUGGCCUCAACUACCAGAUUAAUGUGUGGAAAACUAAGCUGAACGAUGACCUGCCCUCUCCCCUCCACCAAAUCGAAGCUUGGCUCCAGGAGGUCGAGGGGCUUACAGAUGCCGACUUGCCCGCCUCCCAGGAUUACUAUGAAGCCAUUGCGCUAAUAGAAGAGAAAAUGGCUUUAUUCAAGACUCUGAUGGAUAAAUGUGACUGUCACUCGAACACCCUCCUGACAUUUGAAAAUAGAGAUGAAAAACAGUCGCCAUUGGUACCAGCUUACAAAUUGGAGGAAAUGAAAAGACGAGUCAACACUAUUUCGGGGAAAAAAUUCAUUCCGCUUCUAGAGUUUCAUUACUAUAAGUGCUCAGUCCUUGGUUUGCUAGACGAAGCAAAAUCAAAAUUGAAGGUUUGGAACAUCAAAUAUGGGAGCAAAGAAUCUGUGGAAUUGCUGCUGGAAGACUGGCAUAAAUUUAUUGAAGAAAAAGACUUCUUAGCUCAACUUGAAACUUCUUUUCAAAAAUGUGAAGAAAUCUAUAAGAAUUUGGGUGGACAGUAUCAGAAUGUUAGUGAACAGCAUAUGACGAUGGAACGGAACAUUUCUGUGUGUCGGGAAAGCAUAGCCGACGUGCAGUGCACCCUGCAGAAGGUUCUGGGCUGCUGGACGGCGUAUACGGAAAAGCUGCGCUUCCUCAAGGCGUGUUUCGAGGAGACAAAGAAGGAACAAAUUACAGAGGUUCCCUCUGAGACACUAUCCCAGUGGAAUCUUGAACAUACUAUGUUAAAUGAAGUGGGAAAUUUCUUAAUUCAAGUCAGCAAUGCUGAAUUUAGAGCAUCUAUUUCUAAAGAAUUGAGAAGGCUGAAUAAAAGAUGGAGAAAGUUUGUUACAAAAACUCAGCUCGACAUGAAACUGCCACUUAUAAAAAAGCAGGAUCAGUCCAUUCUUGACAAUCCUAAAAAUAUUCCACCAUCUAAAGAGAAAAAACCAGCUGUUGAGUCUUCAACAGAUAGGCUAUUAGAAGGUGCUGAAGAUCCCAGCCAGAGUGUAAAGGCUGGGGAAGAACAUGAAAAAGAAAAUGAAGAAUUCCCAGGGCAACUAAAAGUGGCCGAAGAAACUGAAAAGCUUAUCGGAGAAGUGGAAACCUGGGACACAGAAACCAAGUCUCUUUUGGAUGUUCUGAGACAUCAAGAUGAUGUAGAUACUUCAGUGGAAGAAUCUUUGCAGCAUCUUAUUGCCAAGGGCUCUAUGUAUGAAGAGCUCACAUCUAGAAUGGAAGACACUUUACAAAUGGAUGUACAAAACAUUUCAAGCCAGGAGUCCCUUGAGCAUGUUCUCACAGCUGGGCUUCAGGCAAAGAUUCAAGAAGCUAAAGAGAAAGUCCAGAUCAACAUGGUAAAUUUAGGUGCAGUGCUGAAGAACUCAGCUGAUGUCUCACCAGAUCUGAAUGUCAGGAUGAAGGUGGAGGAAUCACUGAAGGAACUUGAAUCAUACAUUACAAGAGCUGAGCAGUUACUUGGCCAAAGAGAGAGCCGGAGUGGACUAAUUUCAAAGUAUAAGGAAGCACUAUUAAUUUUUAAUACUAAAAGUCUGGCCAAGUAUAUGAAAGCCAUUGAAGAACUGAAAAAUAAUGUAUCUGAGGAUGUAAAGCUGUCUUUGGAAGAAAAGAGCAGAGAUGUCUGCACCAAGUGGGAGUCUCUUCGUUAUGAACUGUCUUUGUAUAUUCAACAACUAAAAAUAGACAUUGAAAAGGAAAAAAUUAGUGACAGUAUUUCAAGACUUGAAAAACAAAUAAGUAAAGAAAAGAAACUAAUUCGCAGAGGAAGGACCAAGGGUCUCAUCAAGGAACAUGAGGCCUGCUUCUCUGAGGAAGGCAGCCUGUACCAGCUUGAUCACCACAUGGAUGUCCUGCGGGAGCUGUGCGAAGAGCUGACUUCACAAAGGAGUCAGCAGGAAGUGAGGAGGCUGCUCCGAGAUUACGAACAGAAGAUAGAAAGACUUCGGAGGGCCGCCUCCGAGAUCCACACGACACUGCAGCCCCCGGUGGGGGGCCCGUCGAAGAACAAGGAGACCGUGAACACGUCUGAGAACGGAGGAAGGAAUGCCCACAGUGAGGCGCCGUCUGCACACUCAGAUAAUCAGCCAUCAACUGAAAAGGCAGUGGAGUCGAUUAAGAAUUUGAGCCUGGAAUCAGAAUUGAAGCCUGAACAGGAAGAAAACAUAGAGAAGUAUGGGAAGGAUCACAAUACAUCUACAGAUAGUUUACUAGAGAGGUAUGAUACACACAGAGAAACUCUUGAGCAACACCUGCAAAACAACAAACAUAGAAUUACUUCUGAUUUUUCUAGUGAUGGGAAAAGGAGUAGUGCUUGUCUACAGGAUAAACUGAAAGAUCUACAGGUCUUAAAAAAUGAAACCGAUGCUCGCUGGAAAGCGUUUGAAGUCACCUCGUUGCAGUUAGAAGAGCUGGAGAGUGACAUAAAGAAGCCUGAUAUAAUUAAAGCAAGAGACAGAUUAAAGGGAAAAGAAAGAGAGUUUCAGAUGACUCUUAAUACCAGAAUGGAGUCUCUGGACACCGCGCUGCAGAUUGUGUUGCCUGUGGAGAAGGAAUCGCUCCUGCUCUGUGGCUCAGACCUGCUCCAUCUGCAUAACGUGGCCAUUCAAGAAUUUCACCUCACUGAUGCUGAUGGCAUUUAUCAACGCCUGAGGGAUAUCCAAGAUUCCAUAGCAAAACAGAUAGACACAUGUAACAAUUUGGAGCAGCCGGAUAACUCUGCAUUAAAGGAAUUACACCCACUUGACCUACAUGCGACACAGAAUAUUAUACUGACGCACAGAUCACAACUCGAGGAAACGAACCACAGGAUCCAGAGGAGUAAAGAUGCCAUCAGGGCUCUGGAAGAGUUUUUGACUUCUCUGAGAACAGCUGCACUCCCUGUUGAGCUUGUGACAGACUCUUCUGCCUCAGAUACGCAGGUGCCAGAAAAUACUUUGAAAGGAAAAAAUAAAGAGGGAGGAACUCAUCUGAUGAAAGAGAAGGCCAGACAUCUGGAUAAACGUUUGAAGAUGCUCGAUAUAAGCUUUAAAGAUGCCAAACAGGGUAAAGACACGUCCUGUGAAAAACUUCUCGAUGCUCUGUCCAAACUCUUAUUUGAGACACAUGGCGCUGGUGCACAGGAGGAACUCAUGAAAGAAAAAUUACUAGAGACUUGUACUUUCAAAAAUAAUGAACUCCUGAAAAAUAUUCUAGAUGUGCAAGGUCAGAUCAGUAAAGUUGGUCUCAAGGAUCCGACUGCUCCAGCUGUCAAACAACGGAAACAGUCAUUAAUCAGACUGGCGAAGGACCUCGAUGACUAUGAAGAGGAGAAGAAACACUUGCUAGAAAUGGCGAGCUCGCUUCCGCGGUUCGAAGACGGCAGAGAGAAGGCUCUGCACCAGCAGUGCGGGAACACGGCGCUCCUGUGGGAGGGCGCGAGAGCCGCCGCCGCCGAGGGCCUUGACCAGUGUGAAAGAGUUUUGGAGCUCCUAAAACAAUACCAGAAUUUUAAAAGCAUCUUGACAACAUUGAUUCAAAAAGAGGAGAAUGUCAUCUCCCUUCAGGCUUCGUACAUGGGGAAGGAGAACCUGAAGAAAAGAAUGGCAGAGAUUGAAACUGUCAAAGAAGAAUUUAAUGAACAUUCAGAAGUUGUAGACAAGAUUAACCAGAUCUGCAAAAAUCUACAAUUUCAUCUAAAUAAAAUGAGAACCUUUGAAGAGCCUCCUUUUGAGAAAGAGGCUAAUGUUAUUGUGGACAGAUGGCUUGAUAUAAAUGAGAAGACAGAAGACUACUAUGAAAAUCUUGGUCGAGCUCUAGCUUUAUGGGAGAAACUUUUUAACUUAAAAGAUGUAAUUGAUGAGUGGACUGAAAAGGUCCUUCAAAAAAUGGAAUUACAACAACUCACUGAAGAGGAAAGAGAAAUGCUGAAGGCAGAAUUACAAGUCCAUGAACAAAAACCUUCAGAAUUUUCUAGAAGAGUGGCUAAAAUACAGUUCCUGCUUCAAAGCAGUGAAAUACCUCUUGAAUUGCAGGUCAUGGAGUCCUCUAUUUUGAACAAGAUCGAACAUGUAAAAAUGCUUUUAACAGGAGAAUCCAACUGCUCUGCACUCAGUGGAAACACGGCUGAGCUAAGGGAGGACCUCGACCAAGCCAAGACCCAGAUCGGGAUGACUGAGUCCCUCUUAAAAGCCCUGUGUCCUUCCGACAGCUCGGAGAUCUUUACGAAACUAGAGGAGAUACAGCAGCAAAUUCUACAGCAAAAGCACAGUAUGAUAUUACUUGAGAAUCAAAUAGGCUGUCUGACUCCUGAACUCUCUGAAUUGAAAAAGCAAUAUGAAAGUGUCAGUGAUUUAUUUAAUACCAAAAAAAGUGUUUUGCAGGACCACUUUUCUAAGUUACUGAAUGAUCAGUGCAAGAACUUUAAUGACUGGUUCAGCAACAUUAAAAUAAACCUUGAAGAGUGCUUUGAGUUAUCAGAAACAAAAAAGAGUAUGGAACAAAGGCUACAGAAACUUUCUGAUUUCUUGACCCUGGAAGGGAAAGGCAGUCAAAUACAGCAGGUGGGAACUGUACUGAACCAUGUGAAGAAGCAUCUGCCCAAAGCGUGUGUUAAGGAGCUUAGCAGUUGGAUUCUAAGUCAAGAAGCUGAAUUAGAAAAAAUGGAGUCCGCGUGCCAGGUGCGAGCGAAGGAGCUUGGGGACUACCUGCAGCAGCUUCUGAGACUCCAGGAUGACCACAGAAACCUGAGUAAGUGGCUGACUAAUCAAGAAGAGAAAUGGAAAGAAAUGGAAGAAUCAGGAGAGAAAACAGAGUCAUUUUGCCAAGCUCUAGCUAGAAAGAGAGAACAAUUUGAAUCUGUGGCCCAGCUGAACAACUCUUUGAAGGAAUGCGGGCUCACUGAGGAAGAAUUAGCACUGGACUCGACACGUUUGAUUGAUAGAUACCAGGCAUUAUUGAGACAAAUACGUGAAGCUGAAGAAGAGGCUAAGUUACCUCCUGCCGAGGACCAGAGCUUUAAUGAUCUCGCACAAGGUGUAAUUCACUGGAUAACAGAGAUUAAAGAGUCCCUUAUGGUUUUGAAUUCGUCUGAAGGCCAAAUGCCACUUGAGGAAACAAUCCAAAAAAUAAAGGAAAUCAUUUUACUAAAGCCUGAAGGGGAUGCUAAAAUACAGAGGCUCAGGGGUCAGGCUGCGAGCAGCAAGGCUCCCUUGGAUUCAGAGACCGUUGCUGAUAUCGAGAACCAGUGGGUCAGCACACUCCAUUUAGCCAACACGUAUCUAAGCCAUCAAGAAAAGCUUCUACUAGAAGGAGAGAAGUAUUUGCAAAGCAAGGAGGGUCUGAGAGUAAUGCUCACAGAACUGAAAAAGAAACAAGAAGUGGGCUUUGCUCUGCAGCCUGGUUUGCAGGAGAAGAAAGCUCAGUUAAAAAUUUAUAAGAAAUUCCUCCAGAAGGCACAAGAUUUGACAUCCUUGCUAAAGGAGCUAAAAUCUCAAGGAAAUUACCUCUUAGAAUGCACUAAAAAUCCCAACUUCAGUGAAGAGCCUUGGCUGGAAAUAAAGCAUCUACACGAAAGUCUUCUUCAACAACUACAGGAUUCCGUGCAAAAAUUGGAAGGUCAUGUUCAAGAACACCACUCCUACCAGGUUUGCAUUGCAGACCUGAAUACCGAAUUGGACACUAUCUCCAAGGAAUUUGUUAGUUUUUCUGACAAGCCUGUGGAUCAAAUAGGAGCUGAGGAAAAGCUGCAGGAACUGCAGGAACUGGAGAACAGACUCCGUCUACAAGAUGGCACGUUAGAGAAGAUUUCAGGUUUAGCAAAAUCCAUCAAGCAAAAUACAUCUUCAGUGGGACAGAAGAUUAUUAAAGAGGACAUAAAAUCACUUAAGUGUAAACACAGAGAUUUGGAAAACAGGCUUGAAUCCGCUAAGCAGGAGAUGGGAAGUUAUCUCAACAGCGUUCUCAAAGCAGAGCGCUUCUCGGCAAAGAGAGAGAAGUUUCCUCUGCCAGGCGGAGAGGCGCAGGUCGCUUCUGACGCGCGGGAGGCCGCUCGGGACUCGGCUGCGGUGGGAAAGUUGGAGGAAGGCUCGGAAAUAAACAAGAAUUCAGCUGUGGAAGUGCUUUUGUCAAAACAACUUUCUCUUGAUGUUCAAGAAAGCAUGAAAAACACUGAAGAUGAGCAGAGAGUCAAUGAGCUGCAAAAUCAACCUUUAGAAUUAGAUGUUAUGUUAAGAAAUGAACAAUUAAAAGAGAUAGAGGAAUUACAUACCCAGUUGGAAGCCAGAAAAGCAGCCAUGGAACCACUGGAACAAACUGAAGACCCCAACAGAACAGAAACAAGUGCCUUGCCUCCCCACAGCCCAAGGAAUUCAGUGCAGCACUUGGACAGCCUGCUUCAGGCACUUACUACUCUGAAGAAAGAUAAGGAACACCACUAUGGUCUCCUUAGUGAUUUUCAGGAGCACCUCUCUGCAGUCGAAUCCUCGCUGAAAGCCUUGCUGACAGAGAAGGAAAGUCUAAAAGUGGGACCACUGGACAGUGCAACCUACGUGGCCAAAAUUCAGAAGUUGCUGGCAUCAAUAGAAAAAGAGAAAGAUUCUCUAAGCAAGAUGAAAAUCGAGUGGGAAAAUUUAUCAAACUAUCUGACUGACAUGGAUAAGAAGCUGUUGGAAAGCCAGGUCAGGCAGCUUGAACAGAGGUGGGAACACGUAGAACAACUGGUUCGAAGAAAGUAUUCCCAGCACGCGAUGGAACACGAGGAGUUUACUUUUCUCAUGAGUCAGAUCCAAGGCCUGGCCCUUUCUCUGCAGCAGCAGCAGCAGCGUCUCCGGCUAAGGCUGGGCUCUCCGGAGGCACAGGACGGGACCCAGAGCCUGGUGGCCUUGGCCGCGGAGCUGCAGGCCGUCAAGCACAGGUUUUCUGUUGUAAAGGGGCAAGCGGAACUUCAGAUGAAGAGGAUUUGGGGAGAAAGAGAAAAGAAGAUUCUGGAAGAUGCACUAAAUAAUUUGCAGGAGCAACUGGAAGCCUCGGAGCCACUGAGCAGAGAGGUGGAACAGGAGCUCGGGAAGUGUGAAAUAAGCAGCAGGGUGAAAGAGGCCACCUUAUGGGUGAAGAAUCUGUUGGGGGACCUCGUGCCCACCGUUUGCCUUCUCCCAGACGACAUCCUCGCACAGAUCAGAAAAUGCCAAGCGGAUCACGAUGGCAUUCUGGAUGGGCAGCGGGCGCUGGGGUCCCUGGUGGAGGAGCUCCGAGAGAACGCUCCUGACCUGCCUGCCCGCGAGCGCGAGGAACUGCGUGACCUCCUGCAGGACUUACAAGAUCAGUGCCAAAUGCUAGUUUUAAAAUCAACUCAGAGGUCGCAGCUGUUAGAACUGAAGCUGGAAGAAAGAAGCCAGUUUGUUGCAGAAAUAGGGAAGGCCCAGCUCUCACUCCAAGCAAAGGAGACGUGGACAGCUCCCGGGAUGGAAGCCACCUCCACUGUGGCCGAGCUGGAGCAGCAGCGCGCGGCGCUGGCCGCUUCCCGGGAGGACCUGCAGGGCGUCGAGCGCGCGGUCUCGGCGCGGCUCCGGGAGCUCCCGGACGCCUGCAAGGAGCUGAGUGUGUUCGAAAGGUUGUUUCUGGAUGACCAGUUGCAAAACCUGAAGACUAGAGCCAACAGAGCACAGAGACUCAUCCAGAAUAAAUGUGAUGAAGUGGAUCGCAAGAUAAAACUUUCCGGAGAAGUCCGCGAACGAACGUCGGCGCUUCAGAAGGAGCUGGACAGCAUCCAGCAGGGUGAGCCGCCGGGAAGGCAGGACGCGAGCCAGGCCGGGCGGGAGGGGGCCCGCGGCCUUCGCCAGCGCCUCCGAGGUGCGCAGUCUGCCAUCCGACAGGCGCUGGCGCUCAGAGAGGUGCUCGGCUCUCUGGGGCUCAGCUGGGAUUGCUGCCAGCUUGACGUGUUCCAGUCCCAAGCGUCUGAAAAAGAAAAAGAACUUGAAGAAAAAAUCAAGCGGUUGGACACAUUUAUGGCAGAGUAUGGCAAAUACCAAGCAUUACUGAAUAAACUGAGGGCGAUGGACUUGCGGAUUAAGAAAAGGGCCGAAGCAAUACUAAAACCUCCCAGUACUUCACCGGAAAGCCAUCUGCUCAACGCUCAAAUUUUGACUCAGAGAGUUGAGAAAGCCAUGUGCCUAUAUCAUGAGAUAAUAAAGAAUUUAAAUGAAAAUGAGGCCUUUGAUGACGCCUUCAAAGAGAAAGAAAUGCUGCAAAUCAAGCUGUCCGCAGAAGAAAAUGAAAAGUUACAUAAGGUUCUCCAAAAUAUAGUACUGGAAUCCCAACCAAAACAAAUGGAUAAAAAGAGUUUUCAGGACAAACUAGAAAAUUCUUUACGUGUUUUGGACCAGGUAAAAUCUAAGUUACAGCAGCCUUUACUUAUAAAUUUGAAAAUCGAACAUAUUCAAAAGGAAAUGGAUAAUUGCGAAGCUCUUCAAGAGCAAGUUCAGGCAGAAAUGGGCAGCAUUAAAGCCGUAACUGUUAUUGAGAAGCAAAAAGAGGAGACCUCUUCUGAAGCUAGUGAUGUGGAGACGAAAUUACGUGGCAUUGAAGAGCUUCACCUUCAGCUUAAUGCAAGCAUUGAUGUGCGCGCAAAUGUCCUGAAUGAUGCUUAUGAAAAUAUGACACGCUACAAUGAAGCUGUCACCAGGGCAGUGGGGAUCAUCGCCGCCCUCGAAGCCAUCGUCACAUCCCAUAGAGUAGAUCUGGAUAAUCCGGGAGAAUCACUGGAGAUGCCUCGCUGGAAACAAGAGGAGCUGGAAUCCACACUAGCAGACAUCCGGGACCUCACUGAGAAAUUGGGGACCAUAUCCAGCCCUGAAGCCAAACUAGAACUUCAGCGUGCUUUGCAGGAAUUAGUUUCUAAGAGCUCAGCCCUGAGAGAGGCAGUCAAAGUAAAGGAAGCUGAAAUAGAAAGGUGUCUCAAGAAUUACAAAUGCUAUGGAAAUCUUAAAGAGAAAAUUGGCACUAACCUCAGCCAAAUGGAAACAGCUCUUGGGCAGUCCAUGUCCCCACUGCCAGUGUCUUACAAGGAAGCUUUACAGCGCUUGGAACAGAGCAAGGCCUUGGUGUCAAAUGUCCUGUCAACCAAAGAAGAGUUACUGAAGCUGCGACGGGUCCUCAGACACCUGAGGCCCGCAUUCGCAGAGAAGGGUGACACAGGUGUGCUCAGAACCGCGUCGACUCUGUGGGAGAGAUGGCUGAGCUUGCUGGAAGCCGCUAGAGAGUGGGAGUCAUGGUGUGGCGAGCUGAAGCAGGAGUGGAAAUUUGUCAGGGAAGGAGUUGAACGAGAAGCGAUCAUUUUAGACAAUCUUCAAGAGGAACUCCCCGAACUUUCCAAAACGCAGGAGGCGGCCAGCGCGGCCGAGCUGGCGGAGCUGCUGGACGGCCUGGGCCACUGCGAGGAGAACGCGCGGAGACAGCGGCUGCUGCUGGACCUGCUCCUCCGGCGCGCGCGCGGCGGGCCUCCGGGCGCCGCGGGCCCCGCGCCGGCCCUCCAGGAGAUCACAGCCAUGCAGGAGCGAUGCCACAGGCUAUUUCAGAAAGCUCAAAAAAAUAAGGAAUUGAUGCAGAAUGAAAUUCAAGAGAGACAUUCUUUCACAAAAGAAAUAAUUACGUUGAAGAAUUUAUUUCAGAAGACCGCAUCUUCUUUCCAAAAUAUGGAAUCACAAGACUGCCCAGAAAAGGCAGAACAGUUUGAGGAGCUUCAAAGCAUUUUUAAGAAAGGGAAGCUAACGUUUGAGAAUAUUAUGGAAAAACUCCGAAUCAAGUAUUCUGAAAUGUACACCAUAGUUCCCGCAGAGAUUGGAGCCCAGGUGGAAGAAUGCAGAAAAGCUCUGGCAGACGUAGAGGAGAAGAUUAGCAAUGAAGUCCUGAAAAGUUCGCCAUCAUAUGCAAUGGGUAGAAAAAUAGAUGAAAUUAACAAUGGGCUUCACAAUGUUGAAAAGAUGUUGCAGCAGAAAAGCAAAAGUAUCGAGAAAGCUCAAGAAAUCCAAAAGAAAAUGUGGGAUGAGCUGGACCUCUGGCAUUCCAAGCUCAAUGAGCUGGAUUCUGAAGUCCAGGACAUCGUGGAACAGGACCCAGGACAGGCGCAAGAGUGGAUGGAUAACCUGAUGGUUCCUUUCCAGCAGUAUCAGCAAGUGUCACAGAGAGCGGAGUCUAGAACCUCACAGUUAAAUAAGGCCACCUUUAAGAUGGAGGAAUAUCACGACGUUUUGAGGAAUACUGAGGCUUGGAUAGAAAGCACCAGUCGUCUGCUGGCUAACCCCGCUGACUAUGACUCUUCAAAGACUCUGAGUCACCACGCGAGCGCCCUCCAGAUGGCUUUGGAAGAUUCAGAACAGAAACAUAAUCUUUUACAUUCAAUUUUCACGGAUCUUGAAGACUUGUCGGUAAUUUUUGAAACAGAUGAUUUAGCACAGUCCACACAAGAGUUGAGUCAUCAGGUAGCAGCCUUACAACAGAACAUCAUGGAGAGCCUUCCACAGAUUCAGCGGAUGGCCGAUGAUGUGGUUGCUAUAGAAGCGGAAGUAAAAUCAAUGGAGAAAAGAGUUUCAAAAAUCAAAGCUAUCCUAUUAUCAAAAGAAAUAUUUGAUUUUUCACCUGAAGAACAUCUUAAGCAUGGGGAGGUCAUACUGGAAAAUAUACAUCCCAUGAAGAAAACCAUUGCUGAAAUAAUGUCUUACCAAGUGCAACUGAGGUUACUGCAGACGGGAAUGAAACCUCUGCCUGUGUUCCAGCGGACACAUCAGCUUUUACAAGAUAUUAAACUGCUGGAAAAUGUGACUCAGGAACAAAAUGAGUUAUUAAAGAUAGUCAUAAAACAGAUUAAUGAAUGUGAUGAGGAAAUAGAAAGUUUGAAACAGAUCUUAAAUGAUUAUUCAGCUGAGCUCUCCCUUGAAGAUGUGUCACCAGACCAAGCCACCCGUGUGCCACAGGUGCAGGGAGAAACCGAAGGUAUUGAAAAGCAGAUUAUGAGUCUGAACCAGAAAAAAGAAAACCUGUUGGUGGACUUAAAGGCUGCUGUACUAAACCUUCACCGGCAUUUACAGCAAGAACAGCAAGAACCCGAAAAAGCAAAGGAAAUGCAGGCGGUGGCAGCAUUGGAGGAGGAGGGCGUGGCCGAGAGGGAUGUUUCUGAGUGGAAGCUGAACAGAAGAGGUUCCAUGUCCGUCCUGCCCGCGGUCAAGGAGGAGGCGGAAGAGAGCUCCCUGAAGAGCCAAAACGGAGAUAAGAAAGCAAAGCCGUCUGCUGGGUCUUGGUCUUUACUCUGGAAGCAUGACAAGGAUGUGGAGGAAGAUACAGCACCCCUGUCCUCUGGAACAAUCAUUCAGGGUGCCACACCUCCUAUCGAGGCUGAAGACCUGGGCUUUUCUGUCAAGCAAGGAGCUUUUCAUUCCACGGUGGAGAAAGCCAGCCCCGAGCCUGCUGAAGUCCUCCAUGCCUGCAAGACCCAGGUGGCCGAGCUGGAGCUGUGGCUGCACCAAGCCAACGUGGCAUUUGAGCCGGAAACAUUAAACGCAGACAUGCAGCAGGUGGUGGAACAGGAGCUGGUAGGGUGCCAGGCUAUGCUCACGGAGAUUGAGCACAAGGUUGCCUCUCUGUUAGAGAGCUGCAAAGACCAGGGCUUGGGAGACAGUGGAGCCACUCAACAGGAGGCCGAAGCACUUGCCUCAAAGCUAAAAACUGUGAAGUGCAAUUUGGAAAAAGUCCAGCUGAUGCUUCAGGAGAAAUAUAAUGAGGACCAGCAUUCCACCAUUGUAAAGAAACCUUCUGAGCAUCAGAAAGUUCUCCAACCAGAUAACCUUUCUGAGUUUGAAUCUGUUACCAUGGAAAGGCCACAGUUCGGCAGGCAGAAGGAUUUCCAGCAGCAACAGAUACUGGAGUUGAAACCAAUGGAACAGAAAGAUUUCAUCAAAUUCAUAGAAUUGAAUGCUAAGAAAAUGUGGCCCGAGUGUUACCAACACAAUGAAGACACAAGUCAGAAAUCGUCUGUGAGUGGUGAGGCAUCUGGCCCUGAACAUGGUGCUCCAGACUCAGUCCUGUCCGGCCAGGGCCGAAAUGGGGAUGAGUGGCAGUAUUUACAUCAGGAGCUGUCGUCGAAAAUAAGGCAGCCUCCCCCUCAGCUUGUGGAGCCUCAGGUUGCCACAGAUAUGAGCAUUCUACCCAGUGUGAGUGUGUAUAACUUUAGAUUCCCAACUGCUGAAGAACUGAAAACUUACACUACUCAACUUGAAGACUUGCGUCAAGAGGCAAAUAAUCUUCAGACACAGGAAAACAUGACAGAGGAAACAUACAGAUAUUUGGAUAAACAGUUAUUUGAACUAUUUCUGACCCUCAGUCGGUGCCUCGGCAGCGUGGAGGAGCUGCUGCAGACGCCUGGGCUCUGCAGAGAGGAUGUUGGUGCCCAGCAAGCGUACCACGAGGUACUGGCUCUCGAGCUGAAAAAACUGUACUUAGCUAUGAGUGACAAGAAGGGUGAUCUUUUGAAAGCCAUGGCUCGGCCUGGCAGGAACGCCAGCUUGUUCCCUGAAUGCUUUGGCAGCCUCCAAGUUUACCUGGAGCACACGCAGGCUGCCGCUGCGUCCAGAAGCAAGUCCCUGAAAGCUGGCCUCGACUACAACCGCAGCUACCAGAAUGAAAUAAAACGAUUAUAUGAUCAACUUCUUAAGAAUAAGACAUCUUUACAGCAGUCUUUGAAUGAAAUUAGUGGCCAGAGUAUUGAUGAACAGCUUCAGAAAGCAGAUGCAUAUACAGCAGAGCUGCAGAACUCAGAGAGCCGAGUAGCAAAACUCAGAGCCGAAGGGGAGAGGCUUCACUUACCUUAUGCUCAACUCCAAGAGGUGUACAAAUUAGAGGAUGUACUUGACAGCAUGUGGGGUAUCCUGAGAGCCAGGUACUCGGAGCUCAGCAGCCCUUUCGUCACCGAGAGCCAGCAGGAUGCGCUGUUGCAAGGCUUGGAGGAACUGGUGAAUAUCGGGAAGGAGAAGCUUGCUCGUGACCACUUACAACAAACCAAAAGUAAAGGCGCCUUACAGGCUCAGAUACAGGAUCACAAGCUUUUUUUCCAGAAGCUUGUUGCUGACAUGCUGUUAAUCCAGACAUCCUCCAUCAAAAUGCUUCCUUCUUUAUUGCAAAAGAAAGAGGCAUCUUGGGCAGAACAAGUAAAAGAAGUUAAAUUACUAGAAGAAAAGUCAUGCCAAUGUGGAAUAAAGCUGCAGAGUCUGUUGCAGAAAUGGGAAGAAUUUGAUGAAAACUAUGCAUCUCUUGAGAAGGACCUGGAAAUCCUGGUAUCUACACUGCCCUCUGUGAGUUUGGUGGAAGAGACAGAGGAAAGAUUAGUGGAAAGGAUUUCAUUUUACCAGCAAAUAAAAAGAAACAUUGAUAAGAAGCAUGCCCGGCUUUACCAGACUCUGAAUGAAGGCAAACAGCUGGUGGCCUCUGUGAGCUCUCCCGAAUUAGAGGACCAGAUUGCCAAACUAGAAGAGCAGUGGCUGUCCCUGAACAAAAAAAUUGACCAUGAGCUACACAGACUACAAACGCUUCUCAAGCACCUGCUCAGUUAUAACAGAGAUUCGGACCAGUUAACCAAGUGGUUGGAAUCUUCUCAGCAAACUCUGAACUACUGGAAAGAACAGUCCCUUAAUGUGUCUCAGGACUUGGAUACAAUCAGAAGCAACAUAGACAGUUUCUUUGAGUUCUCCAAGGAAGUUGAUGAAAAGUCCUCCUUGAAAACUGCAGUGCUAAGUACUGGGAACCAACUCCUUCACCUGAAAGGGGCCGAUACGGCCACAGUGAGAGCUGCUCUAGCGCAGUUCGAACAGAAAUGGACAGUGCUCAUAACUCAGCUUCCAGAUAUUCAGGAAAAACUUCACCAGCUUCAGAUGGAGAAAUUGCCUUCUCAUAAAGCAAUCACGGAGAUGAUUAGCUGGAUGAACAAUGUGGAACAUCAAACCGCAGGUGAAGACUCCGCGCGUUCACCGAGUUCUGCGUCUCAAGUUAAAAAUCUGCUUCAGAAGUACAAGGAGUUUAGAAUGGAAAUGGACUAUAAACAAUGGAUAGUCGACUUUGUUAACCAGUCAUUACUUCAGUUGAGCACCUGUGAUGUGGAAAGUAAGCGCUACGAGAGAACGGAGUUUGCAGAGCACCUGGGAGAGAUGAACCGCCAGUGGCACCACGUACACGGAGCACUGAACAGAAAGAUACAACAUUUAGAACAACUCUUGGAAAGUAUCACUGAGAACGAAAACAAAAUUCAGAUUCUGGACAACUGGAUGGAGGCGCAGGAGGAGAGACUGAGAACUUUGCGGAAACCGGAAAGCGUGGUCUCGGUGCAGAAGGUGCUCCUGGAUUGUCAGGAUAUAGAAAAUCAACUUGCAGUUAAAUCCAAAGCACUGGAUGAGUUGAGACAAAGUUGCCUGACUUCGGAGAGUGGGACAAUGCCAUUGUUAGAAGAUACAGCUUCCAGAAUUGAUGAGUUAUUUCAAAAGAGGAGCAGUGUCAUCAACCAGGCCAGUGAGCUCAAUACCUGCAUGCAGUCCGUCUUACAGGAGUGGAAGGUUUAUGAUAAACUCUAUGAUGACAUGAAUAUGAUGACAGUUCGACUCCAGUACUGUGUGGGACACAGCAAGCCUGCGGCUUUGUCAUUGGAGGCCCUGAGAUGCCAGGUGCAGAGCCUGCAGUCUCUUCAAGACGAAGCGGAGAGCAGCGAAGGGAGGUGGCAGAAGCUCCAGGAGGCUAUUGGAAGACUCAGAGGUUACUGCCCCUCAGUUGCUGAAAUAAUGGAGGAGAAAUGCCAGCAUGCUCACACAAGGUGGACGCAGGUAAACCAGGACAUUGCAGACCAGUUGCAGACGGCCCAGGGUCUGCUACAGCUCUGGAAGGCCUACACCAGUGCUCACACUGAGGCCGUAACAAAGCUGGAACAGCAGGAAGCAAAGUACCACCAGCUUGCAAACAUCAACAUGUCUGGAAACAACCUGGCAGAGGUCCUGAACCCAGCCCUGCAGGAUAUAAAGGAGCUGCAGCAUGAGGUGCAGAAGACAAAGGAAGCCUUUCUCCAAAAUGCCACUCUCCUGGAUCGACUCCCACAACCCGCCGAGUCGGACACCCAUGUGCUCCUCUCCGGUCAACUGCACUCCCUCCAAAGGGCUUCCUACUUGGAAAAGAUGCUGCUUGUGAAAGCAAAUGAAUUUGAGUUUGUUCUAUCACAGUUUAAGGAUUUUGGGGACCAGUUGGAAUCUUUGAAAGGCCAUAUAACGCAUGAAGAAGAGAAUUUGAAUAAACUCUACCAACAAGAAAAAGAAAAAAAUCCUGACUCGCUCCUGAAUCAUGUGCUGGCACUGGCAGCCCACUCUCCUGAUGCUGAGCAUCUGAAUGAAGUAAGCCUCAAACUCCCACUUAGUGACGUGGCUGUAAAGACAUUGCAGAAUAUGAACCGGCAGUGGAUUCGGGCCACAGCGACAACGCUGGAACGCUGCAGUGAGCUUCAGGGAAUUCGAUUGAAUGAGAAAUUUCUUCACUGCUGUGAAAAGUGGGUCCAACUUUUGGAGAAGGUAGAAGAGAUGCUCAAGAAGGAUAUUGCUGACGGUCUUCCAGCUCUCCUGGAACAGCAGAAGACAUAUGAGAUGUUAGAAGCUGAAGUUUCUAUAAACCAGACAAUUGCUGAUUGCUAUGUCACCCAGUCCUUACAACUCUUGGACACAACAGAAAUAGAGAAAAGACCGGAAUUUAUUUCGAAGCUCACGAAGCUGAAGGCCCGAUGGCAGAGCGCUGCCCAGAGCGUGCGGCAGAGGAGGAGAGCGGUUGGUGGGCUGGUGAGGAAGUGGCGGUGUUUCUGCACCUCCCAGGAGGACUUGCUCCGCUUCCUGACUGACACCAGCCACCUGCUGUCUGCAGUCAAGAGCCAGGACUGCCACAGUCUCUGCGAAACCAGGAGUCUGAUCCAUAAGCUGAAGAAUAAAGAAACUCAUUUUGAGAGACGGCAAACCACCUACGAGCUAACCUUGGAAGCUGGGGAAAAGUUACUGAACAUAGCUGGCCUGGAAAGUAAAGAGUCUAUUGAGAAGAGAAUCGGCCGACUUCAGGACAGCUGGAAGGACACAAAGCUCCAAGUGGGAGAGAUGAUUAAACACUUCCAGAGCGUCGUAGAGACCUGGGACCAGUGUGAAAAGAAAAUCAAAGAGCUGAAAAGCAGGCUGCACGUUUUAAAGGCGCAAAGUAAAGAUCCCCUUCCAGAACCUCACGAGGACCUCCAGAGAGAGAAAGAGCUGAUCAAGGAGCUGGAGACGGCUUCGGCUACCUGGAUUCAGAACUUGGAAGAGCUGCAGGCUAUGAAAGCCGACUUGGCCCAGCACACUCCGGCGGGGGACGCGAUGGUUCUCGCCGAGCAAAUCGCGCAUUUGCGCCGGCAGUGGGAGGACCUCUGCCUGAGAGUGGCCAUACGCAAACAGGAGAUUGAAGACAGACUCAAUUCAUGGAUUGUGUUCAAUGAAAAAAAUAAGGAGCUAUGUGCAUGGCUGGUGCAGAUGGAAAACAAAGUUCUGCAGACAGCAGAUAUUAGUAUCGAAGAAAUGAUUGAAAAGUUGCAGAAGGACUGCAUGGAAGAAAUAAACUUGUUCAGUGAGAACAAGUUGCAGUUAAAGCAGAUGGGUGACCAGUUGAUCAAGGCCAGCAACAAGGCAAGGGCAGCCGAGAUCGAUGACAAGCUCAACAAAAUUAACGACCGCUGGCAGCAUCUUUUCGAUGUCAUUGGGUCAAGGGUGAAGAAGCUGAAGGAGACGUUUGCUUUUAUUCAGCAGCUAGACAAAAACAUGAGCAGCCUCCGCACCUGGCUGGCGCGCAUCGAGUCCGAGCUGGCUAAGCCCGUGGUGUACGCCGUCUGCGAUGACCAGGAGAUCCAGAAGAGGCUGGCCGAGCAGCAGGACCUGCAGCGAGACAUUGAGCAGCACAGUGCAGGGGUGGAGUCCGUGUUUAGCAUCUGCGAUGUCCUGCUGCACGACUCGGACGCCUGUGCCAACGAGACCGAGUGUGACUCCAUCCAGCAGACCACCCGCAGCCUGGACCGGCGCUGGAGGAACAUAUGCGCCAUGUCCAUGGAGCGGCGGAUGAAAAUUGAGGAGACCUGGCGCCUGUGGCAGAAGUUUUUAGAUGAUUACUCCCGCUUUGAAGACUGGCUCAAGUCUGCCGAGAAGACCGCAGCCUUCCCCAAUUCCUCAGAGGUGCUGUACACAGUUGCCAAAGAAGAGCUGAAGAGGUUUGAGGCCUUUCAGCGGCAGGUGCACGAGCGGCUCACGCAGCUGGAGCUCGUCAACAAGCAGUACCGGCGGCUGGCCCGGGAAAACCGCACGGACACGGCCAGCCGGCUGAAGCAGAUGGUGCACGAGGGCAACCAGCGCUGGGACGGCCUCCAGAAGCGGGUCGCGGCCAUCCUGCGCAGACUCAGACAUUUCACCAACCAAAGGGAAGAGUUCGAGGGCACCAGGGAGAGCAUCCUGGUGUGGCUGACCGAGAUGGACCUGCAGCUGACCAACGUGGAGCACUUCUCCGAGAGCGACGCCGACGACAAGAUGCGCCAGCUGAACGGUUUCCAACAGGAAAUUACGUUAAAUACCAACAAGAUUGAUCAGCUCAUCGUUUUCGGGGAGCAGCUGAUUCAGAAGAGUGAGCCCCUCGACGCCGUGCUGAUCGAAGACGAGCUGGAGGAACUCCACCGCUACUGCCAGGAGGUCUUCGGCAGGGUCUCCCGGUUCCACCGGCGGCUGACGUCCCACGCGCCGGGCUUGGAAGAUGAAAGGGAGGCCUCCGAGAAUGAACCGGACAUGGAAGACCCCAGAGAGAUCCAGACUGACUCCUGGCGUAAAAGGAGAGAGAUGGAGGAGCCCUCGUCUCCUCAGUCCCUGUGUCAUCUGGUGCCCCCGGCCCUGGGCCCCGAGCGGUCUGGCUGCGAGACCCCCGUCAGCGUGGACUCCAUCCCCCUGGAGUGGGAUCACACGGGUGACGUGGGGGGCUCGUCCUCUCACGAGGAAGACGAGGAGGGCCCAUACUACAGUGCGCUGUCAGAUGUAGAAAUCCCUGAAAAUCCUGAGGCAUAUCUUAAAAUGACCACAAAAACUUUGAAAGCAUCUUCUGGUAAAUCCAUUUCUGAGGGCCACUCGUGGCACAUUCCUGACAGCCCUUCCUGUCCCAAGCAUCGCUACAAACAAAUGGGAGGUGAUAGGAAUGUGCAGCCCAUCCCUUCAGAUUCCAGCACCCCUUAUAAACCAGCCUAUGUGAAGCUGCUGUUGUCUCCAGGUACCAAUGGUGGCAAAGAAGGCCCGAGCGUCCUGAAUGGCAGCCCGCAGCCGGAGGACGAGGGGCCGGCGUCCCUCCCCGGGCAGCAGUCAGGUGCCUUUGACGGGUGGGAGCUGGCUCAAGCACAAGAACUUCACAAGAAACUCAGAAUAAAACAAGACUUGCAGCAGCUGAACUCUGAUAUCAGCGACAUCACCACCUGGCUGAAAGACACUGAAGCGGAGCUAGAAACAUUAAAGAUGGCAGAGCCUCCCUCUGAUGUCCAGGGACUGGAACUCAGGGUGAAGAGACUGAAGGAGAUAUUAAAAGCCUUUGACACCUACAAGGCUUUGGUGGGCUCCGUCAAUGUCAGCAGCAAGGAGUUUCCGCAGACCGGGAGCAGCGAAUCCAAAGAGCUCCAUGAGAGAGUCGGCCAGCUGAGGCUGCACUGGGACGCGGCGCAGGGUGCGGUGGAGAGCUGGAGAGAGGGCUUGCGGCAGUCACUCAUGCAGUGCCAGGACUUCCACCAGUUGAGUCAAAAUCUGUUACUGUGGUUGGCGAGCGCUGAGAGCCGGAGGCAGAAGGCUCAUGUCACUGACCCCAAGGCAGACCCCCAGGCUCUCCUGGAGAGUCGGGGACAGCUCAUGCAACUGGAAAAGGAGCUAGUAGAACGUCAGCCUCAAGUAAACUCCUUACAAGAGAUUUCAGACAGCCUUCUUAUUAAGGGGCAUGGAGAAGACUACAUUGAGGCAGAAGAGAAGGUACACGUCAUCGAGAAGAAACUCUCACAGUUACUGGAGCAAGUGUCCCACGACUUAAUGUCCUUGCAGGGAAGCCAGAUCCCAGACCCGUCUCUGCCCAGCUUGGAUGAUGUGGAUGCUGGAGACUGGCCUCCAGCAGCAUUUGAGCCAGCUCCCCAGGCAAAGUCUGGAGCAGAGAGAACCACGAAAGGCAAGAACAAUUUAGACAACAGGGUGCCUGGCCCUGCUGACCCAGGCAGCUCAAGGCCGCAGCGCUCCUUCCUCUCCCGGGUGAUCAGGGCGGCACUGCCCCUACAGCUGCUCCUCCUGCUGCUGCUCCUCCUGGCCUGCCUGCUGCCCUCCUCAGAAGAGGACUACAGCUGCACUCAGGCCAACAACUUCGCCAGGUCCUUCUACCCCAUGCUGAGGUACACCAACGGGCCACCCCCAACAUAGAGGGCUCAGCCUGCCAGCAGCCCACCCCACCAGCCUGUUUACUCGGGAGCCCGACUCCUGGCCCCAGACCAACCUGUGAGUGACUGAGGGGUAGCAGGGUCCAAGGAUCUGCUGCAGACACCUCGCUCAGGGCCUGGCCAGAGGUCUCUCUUGGGACCCAAGGCACGAAACCUGGGCAGCUUGGCAAAGCUAGUUGACUGGUUUUGGGAUCUCAGAAAACUGCAGUUUCCUAAAAAGCCAAGCACUUUGUGAAUUCUGAUUUGUAAAACAUUAUUAAAAUGUAGCUAAUAUGGUGAAAUGAACAGUAGUGUUCAUCACAUAGUAUAUAUUCUAGAAACAAGCCAGCAGAUUCUACCUUAGAAAUGGUUCAGAAACCCACAUGCAUCCUUGGCUGAUUGAUUGAAACAAUUAUAUUUUAAAUGUUUAGAAUUAAUUUACCCCAAUCAGCUAGCAAUUUUGAGCUACAGGUUAUAAACCAAAAUGUUCUGUUCAGUACUUAGGUCUGCUCUUUUAUAUUGCUUUAAAAUUUUAAAGAAAUUCUAUUGCAUGGAUGUGGUUAUUUGUGCAUAUUUUUUAACAAUGCUGAAUCUGUAUGAAUGUAAACUUUGAUUUUUUUAAGAAAAUCAGAUUUUAGCUUGAGCUUUUGACUAAUGUACAAUAAAUGCCAAACUACAUACUUGAUAGGGACAUUUUUGUAAGUUAAUUUUAUAAGACUUUUCACAUUCAAAGUGCUGCUUCAGGUUGUAACUGUUUGGCCACAAGGGGGUUGGUACAGAUACCUGAAGCUGUUUGUCAUAUGUACAACUCAGAUGUUUCUCAUUAAAACAAAAAAUAGCCAUA
Molecule: messenger RNA, 21534 nt
Organism: Miniopterus natalensis
Lineage: Eukaryota; Metazoa; Chordata; Mammalia; Chiroptera; Miniopteridae
Source: RefSeq, a predicted model, not a curated record